UACCUCACACGCAGCCAAAGCUGUUGAGUGACGAGCACAUAAAGGAUUAUGAAAGAUUACUAGGAUUUUAUGUGCUUACAGAAUGAUAAGGGGAAUUUUGGAAACUGGUUGGGGCUUCGGGGUUGGAUAGGGUAGUAAAGGAGAAGAAAGAGAUUGAUGAGGAUGUAAAUAGUGGGGUCGAUGAGUGAAUGCCAGGGGAGAAUAUGUUGGCAAACCAGGCUAAUUCGAUCAAUGAAAGUUUUAAAAUUAAUUAAAGAAGCCUGAGCGAAUGAGAAGGUCAUGAGAAUUCAAGGUAGUGGUUAAUAAGCCUUCUUGAGGAAUUUUAGUAAGCUGAAAGAUAGGAAUAAAAAUCAAAUGUUGAUCACUCUUAGUGCUGUCAAGAUAAUGUCAGUAUACAAUCUGACGGAUUCUACUAAAAAUAGUGAAAGAAGCAGCACUGAGCGUGGUGCUCCAAAAAGAAAGGGUAUAUCCUCAGACUUAAACAUAAAAUUAAACCCAAUUCCAAAAUCAGGGAACUCGAUGCUAAAUACUUCAUGUAACAAUAACUCUAUCUCUUCUCUGAAACUAAGUGAGAAGAAUUGUCAGACUGAUUUAAUAAAUCAAACUAAAUGCGACCCUGUUUAUUCAUCUCUCUUGCGAUCGGAGUCAUACUAUAAAUUCUAAUAAAGAACAGACAAUUCAGAAAUGUAGAUCUUUAAAAUGAUAUCUUCAACUGGGAGGAAGCAAAAAGAGACCCCCAAGUAUCCAAGAGAAUAUUUCAGAAUACUCCUUUUAAGAACAUUAAACUGUCUUCUCGGAAGUAUCAAUACAAAGGAACUUCUGGGCUUUCAAAUCUAGAACAUGAAAAAUUCGGAGGAAAAUGAAGAUUCGCUGAGAAAUCUAGAGAUAUGAACCGCAAAGAGAAAGUCUGUGAUAAAGUCUCCAGCUUAGCAAGGAACAAUGAGGAUUCCAAACAGUUCGUGAUGCCAUCCUCAGCUAUAUUGACAACUCAAAUACUGAAUAUGGAGCUUAUGAAUGUCGAAAAUUAAGGUUACUCAACUCAAUUGAUGAAAAUAAAGAUCUUGAUCUAUUGAAGAAUAAAUUCAGAGAAUCUCAGCAUAAGAGGAAAAGAGAAGCCUCACAAAUAAUGAACAAGGGAUUUUAGGGAAAUUAAUGGAAGUCAAAAUUCUUUAGACUUACAUUUCAAAAAUAAACCUCAGAUAGUUCCAGAACAAGAGCCUAGUAUUGAAGAAAAAGUGCCAGCAACAUUCCAAAAGCUCGGAGGUAAAAAUGAUGAUGCACAGAAAUUUCAAGUGUACUUAUCAGCAGAGUGUAAUAUUUGUUCCCGGGUGGAGAAUAUUUGUGAUAAAAAUCAAGGAAUUAAUACAGAAGCAAUGAAGCCAUUAUCUAUAAAACCAAAAGAGUAUGCUUCUAUAUUCAAGACCAAGAACGUAAAUUAAUACCUCAAAGCAGGGAUGUAAGAAGCCUACAAUCAUCACUACUGAGAAAAGAAGGCGUCUUGUGCAGUAUAAGUGUAAAACUCAGAAAAAAUUAGAGUUUACCUUUAUCCAAAGAACUUAUCUCAAUAAUUUUUCAACUUUUUAUCUC
Moneuplotes crassus is the source of this 1587-nucleotide messenger RNA. Lineage: Eukaryota; Ciliophora; Spirotrichea; Euplotida; Euplotidae. The record is from the annotation of a GenBank genome assembly.